UUUGCAUUCAAUAUCACCUACUUCAUCCCUUUCCAAAACGAUCAUUAUAUAUCGCAACCUCCAAAUAGCUACACACCAAACAAGAAAAUACACCAUGGCGAACUUCAUCAACACCUCUCUCGAUAUCAUACGUCGACACAAGCAACCGCGACGACCUCAUCUUCAUGCAAGAUGGGGAGAUGUUGGUAUUACUGCCCCGAUCGAUGGGGCAUGGUCUCAAUUCCACAAUCCACACCUGAAAGGGAAGAAAAUCUACGGGCCCGGCUACGUUGCCGGAGUUUCUUCUACGGCCAACAACGACAAUAAAGAAGUUAUGCUCCUUGACGCGGAUGAAUGGACAUCAGAAGACGAAGAAGAAAAGCGGAAGGAAAAAGAAAAGGAAAAGGAAAGAAGUGCUUCAAAAGCACGUCGCCUGACACGCAUCUUACUUCCGUCUAGCAUCAAUACGCCAACCAAAAAGACAGAUGAGCUAGACAAGGAGAAGCCACCUGUCGAGUUUCAAUACAAACCAGUCUGUCCUGAUUAUGCCCAAGAAAUCGCACAGAAGCUCGAUAUGGAAGCGAAGCCUCAUUUUCGUUACGUCCCCGCUAGUGAGAAAUACUUUAAAGAACUUAUUAUUGACUCACCCAAAGCCGAAGAUGGGACAGACGACAAAGCUGUUUAUGAAGGUGUCGAAGGAAAUAACUACUAUAAAACCAUACCGAGACGGCCAACAAAGCAACGCAGUCACUCAUGCGAUCCAUGUGUUGGUACCGAUGCCGAGUUUCGACAAAUACCUCAAUCCAACAAGGACGAACAGGUAGUUGAUGGAAACAAGCCAUCCAUAUCACCACGAACACCUCCUUUAGGCAUAAUGCCUAGAAAAGCAACAUCUUCUAGUAAUAACAGCGCCUCGGGAGGAGAGCGCAGCAGCAAUACCCAUCACCGUGACCAAAGUCGAGGUCGGAUUAAACACAGCCAAACAUUUCCCCAGAAUAUUGUCGUUCAGAGAUCGCAGUCGGUGCUAAGCAAGCCCCGUCGGCGAACAAUGAUACUUGAUAUGGUUGGCGAUCAGGAUGAUUUAUGGUAAUACGAUUUACUUUUGCAACAGAACGACCGAAUAAGUUUUUUUUUUGUCUCAUU
This is a messenger RNA of Talaromyces proteolyticus, 1122 nucleotides long. RefSeq lists its product as uncharacterized. Lineage: Eukaryota; Fungi; Ascomycota; Eurotiomycetes; Eurotiales; Trichocomaceae. The transcript has a single exon. The record is from RefSeq and is a predicted model, not a curated record. The coding region runs from base 95 to 1069 and encodes 324 amino acids.